AUGAAUGUCUUCUUACUCGGCCACAUCUACCUUCAACUCGGUCAAAUCCUGGAGGUCCGGUUACCACACAUCGGUCUUACAGUCUACCUCUACCGCUUCGCAAGGGACCUCGACUUCGGCUACGAGCAGACUCAUGUCACUCACAACGCUCUCCGUAUCAGUCAAUGUAUGUCACGCGAUUGGAUGGUCUAAGGCUGUUGGCCAUUGGGUAUUUGUAGCGCCGCAUUGAUCCUCGCAGCCCGCAUGAUCAAUUUCUGCCUUUCUGUUAAGGAGGUGGUUUACGUCGUUAAGGUAGCAGACUUGACUAUCCAGAAGCGGCUGGAUGAAUUGAAGAAUACUAAGGGCCGAGAGUUGAGCGUUGAAGAAUUUAGAAAUAUACGGUUGGAGCAAGCGCACGGCCCACUCUGAUGUAGACCGAAAGCCUCCAAGAAGCGCAAGCAGGUCCGGAAUGUUAAUGAUGAUGGAGAGGACAUCGAGGAUCGCCAAAAUAUCACUAUUGUCGCUGCUUCCAUAUAUUCAAGUGCCGCUCCCAGCGCCUCAACACUGCUUAGACUUCUAGAUAAACACCGCAGGCUGGACUCGGAAAGCCUUGUAACCCCAGAACUCCCCGUCCCUUGGCCGCUCCCGAUCUCCUCACUUCCCAUAACACCAAUCGACAUCAUGGACGACCACACACCACAAGGUGUCGAAAAGCCGCAAGUUGGCCAACACUCUGCCAUCGCAGAGGAAGUAAUCGAAUCCGAGUUCGCCUCUCAACUAGAUGGCUCCGCGGCAUUGAUAAAGGAAGAGCUCCAAGAGACCGACCUUCCAAGUGAGCGAAAAUUACGCUGGCUGUACCAUAUCAGAUGUCCCAAACAACCUCGAUGGUGUCGGUGAUGACUUUGAAGUCCAGAACGCCCUGCUCACCGCAAAGGGAUGUGAUCUGAAGGAGAAGAUUCGGCUCGAGCUUAACAAGUACUACUUGCGUGAACAAGAGUACAAGGUCUUCCCUUUCUUUCCUGGCUUUUUUGAAUCUCCCCUCCCCUCCCAAGGAGUCCCAUAGUAUGGCUAACAUGGAUAUUAUAGUAAAACGCCUAAAGAGGGAAACUGACCUCCGCAACCGUAUCAUCUAGACUGCCAAAAAGCGCAAGAGGAAUCAACCCCGCGCCAGCAACAGCAAGGAAAAAAAAUGGGUGCUACCGCUGCUGACAGUGUGAAGAACCGGCCCAUGUGCAGGAGUUGUUGCAAGAAGAUCUAUUAUAAAGGGAUCGAGGGGCUU
This is a messenger RNA of Tuber aestivum (summer truffle), 1258 nucleotides long. Lineage: Eukaryota; Fungi; Ascomycota; Pezizomycetes; Pezizales; Tuberaceae. The record is from the annotation of a GenBank genome assembly.